This is a messenger RNA of Aspergillus pseudonomiae, 1604 nucleotides long. RefSeq lists its product as uncharacterized. The record is from RefSeq and is a predicted model, not a curated record. Lineage: Eukaryota; Fungi; Ascomycota; Eurotiomycetes; Eurotiales; Aspergillaceae. The transcript is spliced from 2 exons. Bases 309 to 1604 code for a protein of 431 amino acids.
AGUUAGUCCAUUUGCUGCCCUUCUUCAGGCCAAUAUCAUACCCCGUUUGCUAUAAGGGGAAUAGAGCAAUUUAACUGAUCCACUUGAUCUGCGCUCUGGUGUUGCUCCUACGUCUCAUAGUAGCAACACGCGUCACUCCGGAUAAUGUCGCAAGCGGACGGUAAUCUCGUUCGACUGUCAUUUACCCCAGAAUGCAUGAUAAAUACCCAAGGGUGCCCCUAAGAAUCUAUACAUAUGAGCCUUUGAGAGCAGAUCUAGUAUUCUCCCUGUGUUCAUUUAAUUCGAGUAUUUACUCUCCUUGACAAAGAAUGGUCUUCUCCAAGGGAGCAGCUCUUGCUGCUCUGUCCUCUCUUAUGACUUUUACCCAACCCGCAUUUACCAGUUCCAAUGGGCAAUUGCCACUUCUGAAAGAUUUCGAUGAGACUGGCACACUCGGUGCUCUCUACCAGCCCAACUCUGCAAGCGCACGAUCACGCAUCGCCGUCUACGUUAUGCAUGCGGAGCAGGACUACACUGCUUUUGUGGCCUGUACAGAGCUGCCUAAGCGCGGUUUCACUACUUUCUGCGCCAACAAUGAAGCUAGCAAGUAUGGAUAUAUGUCCGACCUGAACUUUGAGGACAUGAUGGCAGAAAUCAACACCGGUAUGGCCUGGCUACGCAACCUGACCGACAUCGACAAGAUUGUUAUCCUCGGCCAUAGCGGCGGCGGCGCAAUGAUGGCAGCAUACCAAAACAUCGCGGAGAACGGUGUAUCAGCCUGCAAUGGUGCUGAGAAGAUCUACCCCUGCUCCGACGCGAUGGCUAAUCUUGAACCUGCUGAUGGCCUAAUGUUGCUAGAUGCCAAUUACGGUCUUUCGACUAUGGCGUUACUGAGCCUGAACCCUGCGAUCGAGGAUGAGACCGAUGCAUCUAAGUUGAACCAAUCCUUGAGUGUCUACAACCCUGCCAACGGAUUCAACAAUAAUACCCAGUCGAACUACACCGCCGACUUCAAACACCGGUUCCAACAGGGUGUCGUGGCACGGAACAACUGCAUCUUACAGUAUGCCCAGAAGCGCCUAAAGGCACUCGAGGCCGGCAAGGGAAUGUUUGGUGACGAUGAGCCCCUGACUAUCCCAGCUUCACUCUAUAUUGGAUUCAACAAUCUAUUCUUUGCCCAGGACACCCGGUACCUGCACCACACCACAUAUUCCUGGCCUUUGCUCCGUAAGAACGGCACCACAACCGGGGCGCUGAAGACCACCAUCCGUCGAUUUUUAUCUACCUUUGCCAUCCGCGUCACCGACAAAUUCAACAUCAAGGCAGACAACAUAGAGGGCAUUGGCUAUGCCUCGAGCCAGACAGCACCACAUGCAUCCGUUCAGGGUAUUCGCGUACCUCUUCUAACCAUGGGCAUGACUGGUCAUUACGAGUACUUAAAUGCUGAGAAGCUCCACCUUAAUGCCAUCAGCAAUGACACUGCGAUUGCCUUCGUCGAGGGAGCUCAGCACACCAUCAACACUUGCACCGAGUGCGAGUCCUAUCCGGGUGAAUUUGGGGACACUAUUGUGACGUGUUUCGAUUAUGUUGCGGAGUGGUUGGCGAAGCCAGGGUGCUUCAUCUAG